AUGGCAUCUCUUCUGUCCUUGAUUCUUAUCAUUUAUAGCUUCUUCCUUUCAUCUUUCACCUCAGCUUCCCAACAUAAAAUAUGUCCAUUUGAUGCAGUCUACCAAUUUGGAGACUCGUUAUCAGAUACCGGCAACUCUAUAAGAAGCUCCUUUGGUGUCAAUUCAUCAGCAUCUCGUCUGCCCUACGGCGAGACAUAUUUCCGUAGACCUACAGGCCGGUGGUCUGAUGGACUUCUCGCUAUCGAUUACAUCAAUUUGGCUCUUGGUCUUCCACUUCUUAAUCCUUAUCUGGAGAGGAAUGCAAGCUUCAGUCAUGGAGUCAACUUCGCAGUAGCUGGAAGUACUGCACUCAACAAUACAUUCUUCAUGAAGAGGAAUCUUUUCGUGUCCCCAGGCAACAUUCCCCUGAGCGUCCAGCUCAACUGGUUCAAGACCCAUCUCAAAUCUACCUGCAGAACGCUUUCAGGUUAUUGCUCCAAAAGACUUACAAGAGCUCUAGUGUUCAUGGGGGAGAUUGGAACCAACGACUACUUUUACUCCUUCGGAGGCAAGCCCAUUGAGGAAACCCGGACUUACGUGCCUUACGUUGUUAGAGCCAUAAAAGAAGGUGUUAGAGAAGUAGUUCGAGCUGGUGCUGUUAAUGUAAUAGUUCCUGGAAUUCCUCCCAUUGGAUGUGUACCAACCUCCCUUACUUUCUUUCAAAGCAACGAUACGAGGUCAUAUGAUGACAUGGGAUGCCUGAAGGAUCUAAAUGAGUUUGCAAUGUAUCAUAACACCCAUCUCCACCUUGCACUAAAAGAUCUGAGACGAGAGUAUCCUCAAGCUGCAAUAUUAUAUGCAGACUUCUACGCAGUUUCCCUAUCAAUCAUCCGCCGAGCAAUGGCUCUCGGAUUCAAGAAGGACGUGUUAUUAAAAGCUUGUUGUGGUGUUGGAGGGGACUAUAAUUUCAGUCUGGACAGGCCGUGUGGAUCUCCGGGUGUUCCUGUUUGUUCCAAACCUGCUCAGUACCUUAGUUGGGAUGGUACUCAUCUCACUCAGGAGGCUAAUAAGAAGUUGGCAGACUGGAUGAUUGACAAUGUUCUCACAAAGAUCCCAUGUAAAUGAUAAGUAAUUUUCAUAUAUAAGUGAAACUCUAGGAGUUAAUUUCCACUUAAUUAGCUGCUGUAAUUACACUUGCUGGAUGUAUGAUACUAGUAAUUAUGUAAUGGA
Molecule: messenger RNA, 1209 nt
Organism: Nelumbo nucifera (sacred lotus)
Lineage: Eukaryota; Viridiplantae; Streptophyta; Magnoliopsida; Proteales; Nelumbonaceae
Product: acetylajmalan esterase-like
Molecular function (GO): hydrolase activity, acting on ester bonds
Source: RefSeq, a predicted model, not a curated record